Messenger RNA from Oncorhynchus keta (chum salmon), 1771 nucleotides. RefSeq names its product leucine rich repeat containing 74B (gene lrrc74b). The record is from RefSeq and is a predicted model, not a curated record. Bases 153 to 1517 code for a protein of 454 amino acids. Gene Ontology annotation, molecular function: protein binding. NCBI's taxonomy places the organism in Eukaryota, Metazoa, Chordata, Actinopteri, Salmoniformes, Salmonidae. The transcript has 11 exons.
UACUGAGCAAGGUAUGUUGCGGCAGCAGCCAAAAAGUUUACUGCACUGAUUUCUAACACACUUAGGUUUACAUCAGCAAAACUACCUGGGAAAGCUUACAAGCAGCAAAAUAGAUUGGGUGGAAGACAAGCCAAGUCCAUUGUGUUGGAACCAUGGUCGUUGGGAAGAAGUUGGCCAAAGAGUCCCUGCUGCCGUCUGUGCUGGAGGAUGAUGACGCGGAGACAGAGAGCGAGAGAGCGCAGCUGGGUGGGAUAGGGAGCCGACCACCCAGCAGACCCAGGAAAGCUUUCAGUAGGGGAAGUGUUGACCGACAGACAGUGACCCGGUCAGGGUCCGGCCGCCACUCUAGCCCUGAGGGGGAGGUGUCAGUCAGGGGUGAGAGAAAGGAGGAUGAGGGGGAGGAGGAGGAGGAAGAAGAGGGCAGUGGAGUUGGUGAUGGAGACUCACAGGAGAGGGGGAAGGAAUGUGUCAUCACAGCUUCAGAUGAGGACUAUGACACAGACUUGGAGCUGGGAGAUGUGAAGGAGGCGUAUGACCCGACGGGCCAGACUCGAUACAGGGAGGCGUGUAGAAUGUUCAACGUAGUCCCUGUAUCCUAUUUCCUGAAACACAUGGGCAAUACUGAGCUAACCAUGAUGCACCAUGGCCUCGGGCCUCAAGGCACCAAAGCACUGGCGGUUUCCUUGGUAACCAACACUUCCCUCCUGAAGCUGAACCUCAGGGAUAAUUGCAUGGAAGGGACUGGCGGGGCUGCCAUGGCCGAGAUGUUAAAGGAGAACUGUUACAUCACAGAGGUGGACCUGGGGGAGAACAGGCUGGGGGAGUGUGGUGCCCAGACCCUGUCCAGUAUGCUGCAGGAGAACACCACACUGGUCUCACUCAACAUGUCUGGGAACGAGCUGGCUGACCGGGCCGCACAACACCUGGCCCAGACCCUGACCUCCAACACCAAGCUGGAGACCCUAGACCUCAGUCACAACACCAUAGGAGAUGCAGCAGGUCAGGUCCUGGGACAUGCUAUCGCUGAGAACACAGGGCUGAAAUCAUUGAGUCUGGCCUGGAACUGUAUACGUGGGAAAGGAGCGGUGGCUUUGGCUAAAGGCCUUGGGGCCAACAUAUUCCUCAGAACACUGGAUCUGUCUUACAACGGCCUGGGUAAGGAUGGAGCCGUAGCUUUAGGAGAGGCUCUCAAAGACAACAACACUCUAGAGGACCUCAAUAUAAGUAACAAUCGAAUACCCCCUGAAGGUGCGAUCCGCUUCACCAUGGGCCUCAAAGUAAACAAGACAAUAAAAAAACUCAAUAUGGGGAGGAAUCCUAUACAGACUGCCGGGUGUUACGGAGUCCUGAAAGCAAUCCAGGGAAACGCAGAAUCAGCUAUGGAGUGCCUGGACUUUUCUGACAUAACAGUGAAUCAGGACUUUGAGGAUUUGUACGUUGCCUUAAAAGACAUAUUCCCAAACAUCAGAGUCAAACACGGAGGAAGAAUCGACACAUUCAGAAAACCAAAGGCCUAAUGGCCAGGUUUGACCCAUCAAGAGGAAAUACUUUCUUCAAGACAGCAAAGCAUCUGGAAUAUCAGAUGUUUAUGAAUUCUAGGUGAAUUGAAUGCACAAUGCAUUGACAACCUUUCUCACCUACAGCACCAAGACAACUUGUCAAUUGUAUUGAAGAACUACAGUACUUGUACUUUACAUCUUAGCUUGUGGAAAUGGGUAUUGCAUUUUUGGGAACAUCAUGAUCUGUAUAAAUUAUAUAAUGCUUUCACAUA